Messenger RNA from Betta splendens (Siamese fighting fish), 6817 nucleotides. It is a transcript of the gene pde3a, whose product is annotated as phosphodiesterase 3A, cGMP-inhibited. The coding region runs from base 637 to 3702 and encodes 1021 amino acids. Gene Ontology annotation, cellular component: cytosol. NCBI's taxonomy places the organism in Eukaryota, Metazoa, Chordata, Actinopteri, Anabantiformes, Osphronemidae. The record is from RefSeq and is a predicted model, not a curated record. Gene Ontology annotation, biological process: positive regulation of oocyte development; oocyte maturation. The transcript has 14 exons. Gene Ontology annotation, molecular function: 3',5'-cyclic-AMP phosphodiesterase activity.
AGCAAGGCUUUGGGGUUUCACGUUACAUUAUCCCGCUCCCUGUGUGAAGUCGGAACUCGGGGGUGUGAAUGAGCCGAGGCUCGCGGCUGGUGGCAGAACACCGCGUUUGUCCCUCGAAACGCCGAGCAAACAGCCGGACGGACGCGCGCCCCGCGGCUUCGGGGCUCCGUUACGCGUCCGGGAGAGACCGGGAGGCGGACGAUCCGCGCACACGGGGAGCGUUCCCGGAGCGGCACUGAUGUCCUGCACAGACCGCCGCCGCCGCUGCACGGACCGAACCGGGCCGUGGAGCCACCGAACCAGGAGAAUGACGGCAGACGCGAGGGAAACGGCGCGCCACGAAGGAGGGCAACGCGGGGCGCGUGUGCGCGGCGAAGCGGUGCCCUAGAUCCGCGCAGCGUCCGACGUCUCUGUCGUCCGGGCUCGUUUUCCAGCGGUCACGGAAUGGCCCGCACCUGAAAAAACGGCAGCACCUCGUCCGUGCGUAAACGUGGACAUCCGUGCCUGUUCGCCGCACUUUUUAACUGUGCGUACGACGAAUUAUGUUUGUUUUGUCACUAACUCACGUCCUGUCCCACGACCACGCUGCUGCGGCGGCAUUCUAGACUUCCUCAUACUUCAUAUCUGCCAUGAGUGAUGGCGAUGCCCGCGGAUUCUGACUGCACCGGUGCGCAGAGCCUCGGCGCACCGGACCGCAACGGCUACGCCAAAACACGUGGCGCCCCGCCGCGCCGCGCCCGAGACUGCGCGUCGUGGGCGAGGUUCGCGCUCGCGAAAGCGUGGGGCUCCCACAGACUCCGGAGCGCGCUGUGCGUGGGGUCGCUCUCGCUUUUCCUCGCCCUGCUGGUGAAGUGCGCGGAGCGGAGCGCCGAAGCCGGCGGCGGCCUCUCGUCCCCACUCCACGUCGCGUCGCGCUGCGCGGCGGAGCUGCUGCAAACUUGCUGGGGCGCGCUCUCGCCGCUCCUCACCCUCGCGUGUGCCUUCUUCUGGGUCGGCGUGUACUCGGUCCGCGGCGGCGUCCCGGCGCGCACCGCCCUCUCCCUCCUCACCCUGUGCCACCUGGGCGAGGCGGCGGCGCGGUCUCUCCUGGACGGGGCGGAUGCGCGCCCGCUCCCCUGCGCCACGGCGGCCGCGGUCGCGCUCGCCUGCGUGCUCGCCGGCUCACUCAUGGUGGCGCGGCUCGACCGCGGCGUCUCUGUGAUCGUCUUCCUCAGCCUCGUGCGGAGCGUCUCGCUCUUCUCGCUGCACAGAGUGCGGGCCGCCUGGAGGCCGUACGUGGCGUACCUGGUGGGGGUGCUGGGCAUCCUGCUGGCGAGGCAUGCGGACAGGCUGCUUCCCGGCGCCGAGCGACGCGAGGAGGGCUGCACCCCCGUGACCGAGUCCAGGGAAGAGGUCCCUGUGUUUAAAAGGCGCAGGAGGUCGAGUUCUGUGAUCGCCUCAGACAUGGCACACAGUCAGUCCAACAGCAAGUCGCACCGUCGGACGUCGCUGCCGUGCAUCCAGCGGGAGCAGAUGCUCCCUCGCUCAGACUGGGACCACAAGCGGGCGUCUCGAGGAUCACAGUCGUCGGGUACCACGGUGAUGGUGGACAUAGCGGUGAUGGGAGAGGCCCACGGACUCAUCACGGAUCUGCUGGCCGACCCCUCUUUGCCCCCCAACACCUGCACCUCGCUGCGGGCCGUCAGCAACCUGCUCACCACACAGCUCACCUUCCAGCCGCUGCACCGGCCGCGCCCUGCUCCCCCGCUCAACCUCAGCGAUGCCUACACCUGCUCCGACUCGGAGGAGGGACCCGAAAAAGGGGAGAAGACGUCGAUCCACAAGCGCUUGAGGCGGAGUCUCCACCCCGCUCUCCUGAGGCGGAUCUCCUCCACGUGGACCACCACCACCUCCGCCACGGGCCUGCCCACCAUCGAACCCGGGCCCGUUCGCAGGGACCGCAGCGCCAGCAUCAAACCGUACCACGAAGCGCUCACCUGCAGCUGUGGGAGACCUUACAUCAGACUGGGCCACGGCGAAGGCUCCUUAGACAAGGGCGACAGAGUCCCACGCUCAGCAGACGACCACGUCGUCGUCUCAUCAGACUAUGACAGCACCCACGAAGCCAAUCACAGCGACAGCAGCGACGUAGCGCCCACGGAGGAGGACGCGGAGGAGGGAAAAGGCCUCCUGCACCCGCUAAUGCCAGCAGAGGACAAGCCCAUUUUAGCCCCAGAGCCGUUAGUAAUGGACGACUUAGAGCCACUGAUGAGUCAGCUGAACAACUGGAACUUCCCCAUCUUCUGCUUGAUGGAGAAGACCAGUGGGAAGUGUGGACGGAUCCUGAGUCAGGUUUCGUACCGGCUCUUCGAAGACACUGGCCUGUUUGAGACCUUUAAGAUCCCGGUCAAAGAGUUCAUGAACUACUUCUGCGCCCUUGAGAACGGCUACAGAGACAUACCAUAUCACAACCGGGUCCACGCCACAGACGUGCUUCACGCUGUCUGGUACCUCACCACGCAGGCCGUGCCCGGCCUGCCCAGCCUCAUCGCCGACCACGGCUCGGCCAGCGACUCGGACUCUGACAGUGGAAUAACACACAGUCACAUGGGCUUCCUGGUUUCUAAGACCUACACUGUGUCUGAAGACGGUUACGGCUGCCUGUCCGGCCUCAUACCUGCUCUGGAGCUCAUGGCUCUUUACGUGGCCGCCGCCAUGCACGACUACGACCACCCCGGCCGCACCAACGCCUUCCUGGUAGCCACCAGCGCCCCACAGGCGGUGCUCUACAACGACCGCUCGGUUCUGGAGAACCACCACGCUGCCUCGGCCUGGAACCUCUUCAUGUCGCAGCCGGAGUACAACUUCCUGGUGAACCUGGACCAUGUGGAGUUCAAGCGUUUCCGUUUCCUGGUCAUUGAGGCCAUUCUGGCCACGGAUCUGAAGAAGCACUUUGACUUCCUGGCUGAGUUCAACGCCAAGGUGGGCGAUGAAUCCACAGGCAUCGACUGGUCCAACGAGAACGACAGGCUGCUGGUGUGCCAGAUGUGCAUCAAACUCGCCGACAUCAACGGACCGCUCAAAUGCAAGGAGCUGCAUCUGCAGUGGACGGAGGGCAUCGUCAACGAGUUCUACGAGCAGGGCGAUGAGGAGUCCAGCCUGGGCCUCCCCGUCAGCCCGUUCAUGGACCGAGCAGCGCCGCAGCUGGCCAAACUCCAGGAAUCCUUCGUCACACACAUUGUGGGGCCGCUGUGCAACUCCUAUGACUCAGCUGGACUGAUGCCUGGUCGAUGGGUGGAACCCAACCCAGAGGCCGAAGAGCCGGAGAUCUUGGAGAACGAGGAGGAGGAGGAGGAGGAGGAGGAGGACACUGCAGAGGAAGACACGUCCAGCAGUUCAGAAGCGUCACAGAAAUCUGCUCCCAAGAAGAGGAGGAAAGUCUUCUGCCAGAUCACGCAGCACCUGCUGGAGAACCACGAGAUGUGGAAGAAGGUGAUCUCCGCAGAGGCCCAGAAACAGAGUCAAGGAGGCGAGUCCUCCCACCUGAACAACGUGGCCGACCCCAUCCUGGCCAUCCACGAGGAGGAGGAGGAGCCGGGCAGCAGAGAGGAGCUGGAGGAGGGAGAGGAGCUAGAGGAGGGCGCCGAGGAGGCCGAAUGGCCCUCGUCUCCGCAGGAAGACGUCGGAGCUCCACAGGAACUAGAGGAGGGGGAGCCCCAGUGAAACACGGCAGCCGCGAAGGCGAGAACACGAAGAAGUAUUUAGUUUUUCUUAUCCUAUUAACUGACUCCUGUUUUUGCCAGCACAUCACUUAGACACAACACUGUAGAUGUUUGGGAAAUGUGUGCCUAUAUACAUAAAACAGGGUGGGGGAACUCGUGCUUUACACUUUAUCUGAGCAUCUGGGCUCCCCGAGCAUUUCCAGGAGCUUUCCUUCUGCAAUACGGGACUCUGGGUGCACCUUGGGACACAGACUCCUCUGCUACUGUCAAGAGGAGAACUGAUUGCACAGACCUCAACCCAGCGUGGUAACACAGGACUGCAGACGUUUGCUGCCAGUUUAUACAGUACAUCAUUAUUUUCUGAAUGCAAUUCUAUAUAGACAUCACAGUUACCUGUACUUGUGUUUUGAUUUUAGCAGGUUUUUGAGGUCCGACGUGGCUCCUUUUUUUAUUUCUAGACAUGGGUUCUAAAGGGAGCUAAUUAAAUAAGAACCAUCGGCGUAGCUUUCUUCCUUUUAACUUCUGCCAAACUUAAUCACGUGCCCAUAGGCUCGAACGUACAAAGUCAAACAUUUGGACGUGUUAUGUUUUGCAUUCGUUGCCAAACUAUGUGUAUUGCAUUUUUGUAGGUGUAAUGGUUUCAGGAGAGACUUGAAGCUCGUAACUCUCUGUGUGUGUGGUUGUGACUGUGUUUGAGUGAAUGUGCCCGCAUGCACAGGUCUCCUGCAGGGGGUGGGGGUGAUUCUGCAGACUGGUUACAGUAUGUGUCUCCCACCCCGAGCUGCUGCAGUGCUCAUCAGGCUUCAGUGUUUAACUAGAGAGGCCCCGGAGUUGGAAAACAGGAAGACAAGGAAGGGAGCACACGUUAAAGGGAACAGCUGUGCGUUUGUGAAGCUUUAUAUAAAACUCCUGUUCUGUAUUUGAGUCUGCAGGUUUAACUGUUCCUUCAAAUGACCUUUGACCUUUAACAGACUGGGAUCACGGGCCGAUCCAGAUCGCGUCAAACCAAGGCUGAAGCGCAUGCUGGCGUUCUCUACUUUCUACUUUGACUGUUAUAUCAUUGUUGCAGGUGAACAGGUUUGUAUUUGUCUGUGUUUUGCGCCCAGCGCCUCAGUCGUCCUCCCCGAGAGUUAAGAAUAGGCACAACCCCAGAGUGCAUCAGGCGACAGUACGCGUCAAGCUUCAAUCCGAUACAUGACAUUCAGGACUUAGAUACUCAGGAAAAAUUACUCUGGCAAAUUCACGUGUUUUUAUAUACAGUAUAUUUGAGAAAAUGAUGUUCGAGGUGGAGCCAAGGUUUGAUAGGAGAGUUUUAGGUAUCACUCAGCUGCAUGUGGGACUCUCCCUGUGCUGAAUGUUCGCACGGCCGGCGCGAUGACAGGCGAUGAAGGCCACAGCAAGUGUGUACGGCGACUCCGUGCCAACAUAGAUGCAAUCGUCUCUAGACCAUGACUGGUUCAUGUUAUGAGCGGGUGCGGCCCCGUCGUUCAGCCGAGGUGGAACCGAGGGAGGAGGGGCCCGAGUGGGACGCAAACGCCUCUGAUGAAUAUCCCACUUUACGUCAAUAAUUCACACCUUCAUAGACAUGUUUGAGUGACUUUAAGUGGCUGUUCGGUGUGAGAAUGAGUAAAGUGCUCCACAACGAGUUGCGAGUCAACUUACUGUCACGUCGUGCAGUGAGCCAAUGUGUAAUGAAUUAUCCACUGCUAAUGCUGUCAGGUUCUCGUGACCUACUUGCACAUUGGACUCUAAUGUGGUGCCUCGACACACGGCACCACUGCUUCUCUGAAAUGACUGUGUUUGCUGCUCUCCAGGAUGCAGAACAAAGGCGUCAGCCUGCAGUUUAGAGACCCAGCUCACAGCCCGUCCUGCAGUGAGGAACCUUUUGACCGCACGGUGCUCCCGACUCUGUGAUUUAGGUUUAGUAUAACUAGUUAGUGUGCUUUCAAACAGACAUGUGUCCCAAACACUGAGUGAAGAUCAACCAGCGGCUUGAUGAGAACAACCCUCAUGCUCUCACUUUGUAUCCUCCUGUAAAUUGGCUCUAAGAGGUGACAUCAUUGGCCCAAACCCAGAGGAUACAUUUUAACCAGCUUUUCCUGAAUGGGAUGAGAUUUCACCAGUGUUGAACAGGAAAGAUGGGGAAAAAAGACGUUUCCGAUCCGACUUUGUGAAUGUGUGUGUCUAUUUAAACUCUUCCACUGGCCUCGAGUGUGACUCUGUCCUGUAUCUGACCAAAGUAGGUUGUACUGUUGUACUGCUACUAGAGAUUGUGAAGUGAUGAAGCAGGAGGCAGGUCUAAUGUAAUUGUUAUUCACUGAAGGUCCCGUUGCGUGUUUCACCUCGUGCUUCCUCUUUGAUCUUUGCACCUCUUCGCCUGCAGAGCACUGACGCUCACUGGCUUAUCUCUACAGGUGAUGAGAGACUGCUACAGUAACAUGUCGGCCGUUUCCUUUUUUAAGAGUGGAUGAAGUUAAUACACUAUAUCAGCUGUAAGUGUGAUUUUUAUUUGCUUAUCAUUCUUAUUCAUGUACGUAGCAUAAUUGUAACCAUGGGAACCAAACAAGCUUUACGAUUAUGUAAACACAAAUGAGAAAAGUAUUUUUAUAUAGUUGACACACAAUUAAAUAAUUAAUUGCGUUCUUCUCACUAGUAUCUUGCACUUACCACAUGUCACUUCACAAUUACACAAUGCAGACUAUGUCCAAAUACUCAGUACAGUAUUUGUGAGAGUAAAACGGUGAAUUUCCUGCAGGUCGAUGCUCCAUUUUGUACAAUAUACAUAUAUGCUGUACAGUAAAGAAAUUUUAAAACUACAAAAACUCUUUUAGAAAUACAUUAUUUAUUUUUACCAUUUUGUAAUUUAGACACUAUACUGUAGCUUCAAUAUUGCCAGACUUACUGGAAGUGCCUAUAUUGGUAUUAUGUAUCAUACAGUGAACAUAUUUGAAGAUCAUUAGAAGUUGUCACAAACUGAACCAUGUGGAUGUUGUAAUGUGAAUACAUUGAAUUACAAGACUAUAAUUUCUGUGGUAUCUCUGUGUCUGUGUUGGUUUAUGCUCAUAUUUUGUUUAAAUCCAGAAUCUGCUUCACAUUAAAAUCUACCAGAGAAUGAA